GUCACUCUGGUAUCAAUUUUUCCAUUUUCGAUGCUUAAAACCCUAAAAACAUUCACUGGCCUUAGUCCUCGUCCCUUCUCAAUCCCCUUCAAGCCAUUGUCGAACCACACUUUGACAGAUUCCCACCUCAAAUCCUUAGUUCUCAGCCAAUACUCCCAUGGAACUUUCUCCAAUCUACUCCGAAACGUCGUCGCUUCACCCUCUGUUCUUCUCACCGCCUGCCAAAACCUCUCCCAUUCAUCGUCGUCAUCAUCCACGACGCUUCGUACCCAUGUUUCCAACUACUUCUCGAUCGAAGAAAUGGGUCAUGAAAUUUCCCAUAACAAGUUCGAUAUCCCCUCUUGCUGUGUCAGAAUGGAGCCCCCAAGUUCUUCAGGUGAGCCUUUGGUUUUACCGAAUUUGAAACUAAAAGUUCUGAUCGAAGCUAUUAGGAUGGUGUUAGAAAUCGUUUAUGAUGAGAAGUUCGUGACUUUUUCUUAUGGGGGUCGUGUUGGAAUGGGCAGACAUACUGCCGUUAGGUACUUAAAGAACAAUUUAACAAACCCUAGCUGGUGGUUUAAUGUUUCCUUUUUUCCUAACAAGUUUGGUGAGUUUAAUGUCGAUAAGUUGUGUGCGUUUAUUGGAGAGAAAAUUAGGGAUGAUUUGUUGAUUGAUGUGAUAAAGACGUUGUUUCAAUGUCGAGUGGUUAGAGUUGAAUUUGGUGGGUGUUAUUUAGGGAGAGGGCUUCCUCAAGAAAGCGGCUUGUGUUCGAUUUUGAUUAAUGUUUAUCUUCAUAGGUUUGAUCGACAAUUUCAAGAAAUGAGACUUCGAGUGAAUGAGAGGACCUCUAAAAUUGAGUUAACUAAGCAUGACUUCAGUAACACGAAUGUUUUCUAUAAGCCGGUGAAAAUUUAUGCAGUUAGGUACUUGGACGAGAUAUUGAUAACUACGUCCGGGUCGAAGGUGUUAGCGAGGGAGUUGAAGGACCGUGUUUUGGAUGUUUUGGAAAGGGAUUUGGGGUUGAAGGUCGAUAGAGUUAAAACAGCCAUCCACAGUGCGGUAUCGGAGAAGAUUAUGUUUUUGGGGAUGGAGCUGCAGGCUGUUCUUCCUUCUGUCUUGCAUCCCCCUAUGUCGGAAAAGGCAAUAAGAGCGAAGAAGAAGUAUCUUAGACAGAAGGAAGUUAAAGCUCUAGAAUUGAGGAAUGCUCGGGAGAGGAAUAGGAAAAAGUUGGGUUUGAAAAUAUUGAGUCAUGUCUUUAAGAAGUUGAAGCAGAGUAAAGAUGGGUUUAAAUUUGAAUAUCAAAUCAACUCGGAGGUUAGAGGAAUCUUUAGGACUUGGGCAGAUGAAGUUGUCCGAGAGUUCUUGGGGUCCUUGGAAGAAAGAUGGAACUGGUAUCGGCUGCUCUCUAGAGGUGAUUUUUUAUCUUUAAGACAUGUUAGAGAUCAGUUGCCACAAGAUCUUGUUGAUGCUUAUGACAAGUUCCAAGAACAAGUUGACAAGCAUUUGGCCCCUACCAAAGCAAGAAUGGUAUUGGAGGAAGAAGAAAAGAGGGUAAGAGAAGAAGAGGAACAGAAAUAUUCUGAGCGCAUGGUAGAUGAUCUGACCAAGUUGUGUAUGAAGGUUUCAGCUCCUAUAGAACUUGUUAGGAAGGCUGUUAGAAUGGCGGGUUUUACAAAUAAUAUGGGUCGUCCCAGGCCAAUCGACUUACUAUUCGCAUUGGAAGAUGCUGAUAUCAUUAAGUGGUAUGCUGGUGUUGGAAGGAGAUGGCUGGAUUUCUUCUGUUGUUGUCACAACUUCAGAAUGGUGAAAACAGUUGUUUCUUAUCACUUGAGGUUCUCCUGUAUUUUAACAUUGGCACACAAGCAUGAAUCCACCAAACUUGAAGCAAUUAAACAUUACAGUAAAGAUUUGAAAGUCUCGAAUAUAAAUGGAUAUGAAGAAGUUUACUUCCCUACUGAGAGGGAUAUUAAGAUGAUGGGUGAUCAAAAUCUUUCAGACCCGAAACCGGUGGAUGGGGCUAUAUCUUUGGCUUUGAUCAGAUUGGCAUCCGAUGAGCUAUCACAUUCUUGUGUUGCUCAUUUCUGUGGUAGGACUGAUACAAUCACGUAUAGGGUUAGGUUACUGCAAAAUUAUCUGAAUUUGAAUCCCCUCGACGAAGCUCAGUGGGUUAAGGGUAUGGGUAUUAUUCAUGAAACUUUGAAUCGAAUAUGCUUGCCUCUCUGUCCCGAUCACAUAAACGAUUUAUACAUGGGUAAAAUCACUCUUCAGGAUAUCGACUGCACUUCAUUCGUAGAAUUGGACUGAGUUGGCUUUGAAUGGGUCAAAAUGUAUCUGAAAAUGUGCUAAUGAGCUGCAGCAGAAGAGCUGAAAUUGAUUUGAAAAACCAAAAAGACCUCAUUGAAGUAACCUUCUGAAACCUCUCAUAGUCUUCCAAUACGUUUCAUAGCCUUCUAUUAUAUUUGGGGAGCCUAAAGACCUUUUCGGCUCGAAUGCACCGUAUUUCUUAAAAGAUUCAUGUCUUAAACUUGUGUAUGACACAUUUUCAUGCAUAAGUAUGCUACACAAAUGCAUGAAAAAGAAACUUGGAAUAAACUGAACAUACCCAAGCGGAUAUCCGUAUCCAACAAUACCUGGAUUCGAAUAGCAUAGUUGUUGCGUUUCAGGCGUACCGACUCUGAAGAGAUCAGAGCUGGAAGCAGCCUGUGAACAUUUCAGCAAUGUGAUUAGUUCUUCAACUGUUUCCAUUGUGUACAAAGGCACAUUGUCUAGUGGGAUUGAAAUUUCUGUGGCCUCCGUACUGGUGAAAUCUGCUGAAGAUUGGCCAAAGAAUUUAGAAACACAGUUCGGAAAGAAGUUAUUGUACUGAAAACAUCCAUCUCUAUCACCCGGACUCGAUUGUUAGUAUUGGAUGUUGUUGGUUUGUCCAACUAUUUCUAGUUUUAUUGAAAAUCAACCACAAAAAAUUUCCCAACCUGGUCCCGGUAUUGUGAGGAAGACGAGCCUUUUGGUGUAGAUGAAGUGGAGAAAAUCGGAGAGGUGAUUAAAUCUUGUGUCCACCCCGAACCUGGUCCCGGUAUUGUGAGGGAUCAAUGCAAUUACGCCCGAAGGUGUGAUCCCGAAACUUUCUCCUUUUAGGUGGGGCAGAGCUGGAGACUAUGUCCACCGAAGCAAGAAGCUGGGGGAUGAAGUUGAUGUUGUAGGUACAGGAAACUUUGAUUUUUUUUCUCUUAAUAUAGGUGGAAAGGCAAAAUGAAGCUUUCCUGCAGAUCAGCACUGGUUGUAUUUAACUUAGAUCAAUGGGAAAUUUGUUGUAUAUGUAUA
Hibiscus syriacus is the source of this 3300-nucleotide messenger RNA. RefSeq names its product nuclear intron maturase 3, mitochondrial-like. NCBI's taxonomy places the organism in Eukaryota, Viridiplantae, Streptophyta, Magnoliopsida, Malvales, Malvaceae. The coding region runs from base 31 to 2283 and encodes 750 amino acids. Gene Ontology annotation, biological process: mRNA processing. The transcript has a single exon. The record is from RefSeq and is a predicted model, not a curated record.